AUGUCCAAGGCCAUUGUCAAAACUACAUUCGAGGCGUCUCGCACGCUGCGCCCUAUUUAUACCGGCGGCAGCACGUCGCUCGACGCUAGCGGUCGCAUCUUGCUAACCUGUGUGGGCGAAGAUGCUCUGAUCGUGGAUUUGGAGACUGGUGACCAGCUCGCCAGUCUGGAAGGUGACGGGGAAAUUAUAACAAGCUUGGCCAUUUCGCCCUCUGCAUCGCACGCCAUCGUCUGCUCCCGGUCAAUGUCUAUGCGCAUCUACUCGCUUUCGCCUUUCGACGAGAACUCCAAGACCAUCGAGGCCGAACUCGUCCGAACUCUGAAGCCACACACCGCGCCCGUCAUCUCAACCACAGUUGACCAAUCCAGUACUCUUCUGGCUACUGGUGCUGCGGACGGUAGCAUUAAGGUCUGGGAUAUACGCGGUGGUUAUGUCACGCAUAAUUUCAAUGAUCGCGGCAUCAUCUCUGCUCUUUGCUUCUUUGAGGUCUCUAUUUCAGAGGAUACGAAACCGGCUAGCAAGAAGAAGUCCAAGAGGCAAGAUAAUGACGAGGAUAUGGAAGAUGCUGCCACUACUGCUACAGACUCCACGGUGGGAUUCCGACUUGCAAGUGGUUCCGAGGAGGGUAAGGUGCGGGUGUGGGAUUUGCAUAAGAGAAAGUCCAUUGCUGCACUGGAGUCGCAUGUCUCUCUUGUGCGCAGCCUCUCUUUCUCCCCGACAGAGAAUGCCCUCCUUUCCGCGUCCCGCGAUAAGACCGUGAUAAUUUGGGAUGCACGUACAUGGAAGACCCGCCGGAUUAUUCCCGUCCUCGAAAGUGUGGAAGCUGCCUCUUUCAUCGCCGACAGUGGGCUGUGCGUCAUCGGUGGAGAGAACGGCAAAUUGCGAGUUUGGGACUGCAAUCGAGGAAGCGAGGUCACCGCAGAGCAGGAGGCCGGAGAAGAAUUCGAGACCAUUGUGGCCAUCCAGUACUCCCCGAACCUGCCUUUCGUCAUGACUAUUCAUGCGGAUCAGACGAUCCGUCUCCACUCCGUCGAGCUGCUGUCUGAUUACAAGCCAGGAUCGACCAUUGAGCCAUUGGAGAUCACGCGCCGAAUUUCUGGAAAUGAUGACGAAUAUAUCGAUCUGGCUUUCGCUGGUCCUGAUCGCUCGAUGCUUGCUCUUGCCACGAACACAGAGAGCAUUCGCUUGGUGUCCGUGGCUCCCUCGGAGGACCGUCCGUCCACCCAGGGUGAAGAAUUCUUCGGUGCUGACAUUCAGCAUCUGGAAGGCCACGAGGAUAUCAUUAUCUGUCUUGAUGUAGACUGGUCUGGUCACUGGUUGGCAACCGGAGCGAAGGAUAAUACAGCCCGCCUCUGGCGCCUCGACCCCAAGACUUCUUCUUUCCAGUCUUUUGCCGUCUUCACUGGACACGCCGAGUCACUAGGCGCAAUUGCUCUGCCACGGGUACCACCCCCGACCGGAACUCCCGCCUAUAACGACCCAGUCAAUCACCCACCUGCAUUCCUUAUGACCGGCUCCCAGGACCGAACCAUCAAGCGAUGGGAUACAGGCAAGCUCGGUCAGCUCAAGAGUGAUAAGCCUCACUCUCCCAAGGCUGUCUACACUCGUAAGGCGCACGAGAAGGAUAUUAACGCCUUGGACAUCGACUCUGCAUCUGCUCUCUUUGCAUCCGCUUCCCAGGAUCGUACCGUCAAGAUCUGGGACGUGGAAGAGGGAGCUGCAGUGGGUAUUCUGCGUGGGCACAAGCGAGGUGUCUGGUCAGUGCGGUUCGCCCCGAAGAACACUCCUAUCGUCAAUACCGAAGAUGGGACCAGCACAAGUCGCGGCCUAGUUGCUACGGCAUCUGGUGAUAAGACAGUCAAACUCUGGAGUUUGUCUGACUACACUUGUCUCCUGACAUUUGAAGGCCACACAAACAGCGUCCUCAAGGUGAUCUGGCUCCCGCCUCCUCAAAUCUCCAAGAGUGACGAGGACGAGGAGGACGAAGCAUCGACCGGCAAGAAUGCUAUUCACACAAGGCCCCUUCUAGCCUCCGCUGCUGCUGAUGGGUUGGUCAAGAUCUGGAACCCCUACACUGGCGAGGCCGAGACAACCCUGGACAAUCACACAGAUCGAGUCUGGGCCCUUGCUAGCCCAACGCCAUCUGGGUCCAGAAGCGAUGUCAAGCGAACCUCUUCCAAGGUUAACAGCACACCUUUUGCCCUUGUCAGUGGAUCCGCCGACUCGACGGUAACUUUCUGGACUGAUACAACCUCCGCCACCUACUCCGCUGCUGUGAAUGCCGAGUCCGAGCGCAUUGAGCAAGAUCAGCAACUGCAAAACCACAUUCGCGCCGGCAACUACCGCGAAGCCAUCACCCUUGCUCUCCAGCUCAACCACCCUGGCCGCCUGCUGUCCCUUUUCACCGCUGCCAUUGACGCCGCUGAAGACCCGACCCGGUCCGAAGCAGAACGCGCACUCGCAGCCAACAGCUUGACCGGUAACCCCGCUAUUGACGAGGUUCUCCAAACUCUGGGCACCUCUAACCUCCGCACACUGCUCCUGCGCGUCCGUGAUUGGAACACGAAUGCACGCACAUCGCGUGUCUCUCAACGCAUCCUUUACGCUCUCUUCCGUUCAUACCCUGCCUCGACUUUCGUCGAGCUGGCCACGACAUCCGUGCAGGGCAAGAAUGGCCGUGCCGGAGGCGGCUUGAAAGAUAUCAUGCAGGGCUUGGCCGCGUAUACCGAGAGGCAUUACAAGCGUAUCGAGGAGUUGGCUGACGAUAGCUACCUGGUCGAAUGGGUGCUUAAUGAGAUGGACGGCGGUGUUGGUCUUGGUGGUCUGAUGGAUCUGAAUAUCAAAACUGAUGAUGUCAAUGGAGACCUGGAAGAGCAUGAAAAGGAUGUGAUUAUGUUGGAGGCAUAA
Messenger RNA from Penicillium cataractarum, 2907 nucleotides. RefSeq names its product U3 snoRNA-associated protein UTP13. Gene Ontology annotation, cellular component: 90S preribosome; nucleolus; small-subunit processome. Gene Ontology annotation, biological process: endonucleolytic cleavage to generate mature 5'-end of SSU-rRNA from (SSU-rRNA, 5.8S rRNA, LSU-rRNA); endonucleolytic cleavage in 5'-ETS of tricistronic rRNA transcript (SSU-rRNA, 5.8S rRNA, LSU-rRNA). Gene Ontology annotation, molecular function: protein binding; U3 snoRNA binding. The transcript is spliced from 3 exons. The coding region runs from base 1 to 2907 and encodes 968 amino acids. NCBI's taxonomy places the organism in Eukaryota, Fungi, Ascomycota, Eurotiomycetes, Eurotiales, Aspergillaceae. The record is from RefSeq and is a predicted model, not a curated record.